ACGUCACAGCACAUUUACACACGAUGCAACAUUACACGUGCGAGCAGAACAGGCGCUGUCAAAACACUGUGAACUCUUGUUCUUGAUGUGAUUUGUGAACACGCGUGACUUCUUUCAAAUUGUUGGCGACAAGCUAAAUGAAAAGGUCGGCAGUAACAUCUUAAUAUAGCGUAACCGAUGUCAUGAACUAAGGCCUCGAGUGUCGAGCCGCGGAAGUACCAGCAGUAGUACGGCCUGUACUAAUAGUGAGGAGUACAGAUGUACUGUAAUACCUUUGAAUUUGUAUUAGCAGUGUUUCUCUCUCACUCACGAUCAGGCCAUUAAUGCCAUGUAUACUAGAGCCCAAUGAGCCGUCCAGCGCCAGAUCCCAGCUACAUUCUCCGUGGUGCCCACAGUGAGGUGACCAGCCUGACAUUUACCCAUGUUGCGGAGAGCAGGGGAACUUCCGCAGCGGGGCUCAUCUCCGGCACCCUCACUGGUGCCAUUCAGAUGUGGGACUGGACCACAAAGAGAAUCAUAAAGACUGUAGAGGCACACAAGGGCGAGAGCCUAUUAUGGCUAGCCAACCCUGGAGACGGGAGACUGCUUAGUCAAGGAAGAGACGGGAGGCUCGUAUUGUGGGAUUGCAGUGGUGAAGACUGGAGACAGCUUGGAUGGGUACCAUGUGCAACAUUAGGAUUCUGUAGAGCAAGUUUACUGAAUAAAAAUCCAGAUAUCCUGGCCGUACCAUCUCCUGUGCAGGGUGAAAUCAGUGUUAUUAGUAUCCCUUCACUACAGAUAUUACACACGAUGAAAGUACAGAAAACUCAGGGAAUGUGCAUGUCUCUGAAACUGACGACCUGUCAGUCAGAGAAGGACACACUUUUGAUUGGUGGCUUUGAAAAUGGGUCACUGGCGUUAUGGCAAAUUGGUGGCCAUGAUGUUCUGCACAGUCUGGCAUUGCAUGAAGAAUCUGUGAUGGCUUUAGACUAUAAUUCUAAAGUCAACAAAGGAAUAUCAGGAUCUGUGGACACAAAGAUUCAAGUGUGGACAAUUUCAGAGGAGUUAAAGAUACAAAGUGUAAAGGAGAUAUCAGUAACCAACGCUGGAGUCAGUAGUGUGACUAUAAGGGAAGAUGGGAAAAUUUUUAUUACAGGAGGUUGGGAUCACCAAGUAAGAGUAUUUGGCAUGAAGAAAUUGAAUGCAUUAGCAGUGCUGAAUUAUCAUAGUGCCACCAUUCACUGUACAGUUUUUUCUAAGGAUAACACCAUUGCUGCUGGUUCUAAAGACAGGCUCAUCACUGUUUGGGAUGUUUACAAAUGAUGAUAAUAGAUUUUUCUGUCUGCAUAUAUGUGAUAUCGUGCUUUAUUAAAAUUUUUAGAAACUUAAAGAAUUGUCAUAUAUAAUAAACCUAUUCUAAUUAAAUUUUCCAGUUUUAGCUAUCUCCUCCCCUGUUAUUGGUCUUCUGAUUUGACCUUGUCAUCAUUGCUGAUGUCCACUCAAUACCCAUGGCUAUGUUUGACAUAGUUUUUUACAUUUUUAAAUCUUGAAUUUAUCUCAAUUAUUUCAUCAUGCUUCUUUGGUGGGAUGCAACUCUUUUCAAUGGUAUGUCAUGUCUCUACUGUGAAGCCUCAUUGUCCAUGUACCCAGUUCUGCAGAACAAAAAUGUAUUUUUAAAAAAAUUUGUUCUUUUGAAAUUAAAUUACUUUCACACUGAAUUUCUUGAAUGCAUGAUUUGGCACUAGGCAGUGAUACUUGUUUACGGACAAAGGGCUGCAGUACUGGUGGAAAAUGCCCCUUGAAACUCGUUUAGAUUUUUGUUUCUUUCUCUUAAAUGUACAAUACAAACUUUACUUUAUUUGUUAACUGAAAACAAUGUAUACAAACACA
Lingula anatina is the source of this 1869-nucleotide messenger RNA. Its product is annotated as guanine nucleotide-binding protein subunit beta-like protein 1. The record is from RefSeq and is a predicted model, not a curated record. Gene Ontology annotation, molecular function: protein binding. NCBI's taxonomy places the organism in Eukaryota, Metazoa, Brachiopoda, Lingulata, Lingulida, Lingulidae.